This is a messenger RNA of Colius striatus (speckled mousebird), 5627 nucleotides long. RefSeq names its product WD repeat domain 41 (gene WDR41). Gene Ontology annotation, cellular component: lysosomal membrane. The record is from RefSeq and is a predicted model, not a curated record. Gene Ontology annotation, molecular function: protein binding. NCBI's taxonomy places the organism in Eukaryota, Metazoa, Chordata, Aves, Coliiformes, Coliidae. Bases 132 to 1628 code for a protein of 498 amino acids. The transcript has 14 exons. Gene Ontology annotation, biological process: regulation of autophagy.
UUGAGCGGCCUUUCCCGGCAGGGGCGCCGCGGCUUCGCGGCUGUCCCGGCGGUGCGGCCGGUGUGAGAGAGCAGUGCCGUCGCGGUGGGGUCGCAGGGUCGCCUUUGGCGGACGCGCGGGAGCCGCUCCCGAUGCUGCGCUGGCUGAUCGGCGGCGGCCGGGAGCCGCAGGGCCUGGCGGAGAAAUCAUCUGUGCAGACUAUUGGUGAAGAGCAAAUACAGAAUCCUUACACGGAGCUCCUUGUGUUGAAAGGUCAUCAAGAUAUAGUACGAUUUCUAGUGCAAGUAGAUGAUUGCAGAUUUGCAUCUGCAGGAGAUGAUGGAGUCAUAUUUCUGUGGAAUGUUCAGACUGGAGAAAAACUUUUUGAACUUCAUGGUCACACACACAAAAUUACAGCUAUAGCACCAUUUUCUUCAUCAGAUGCUUCUGAGGAGAAUAAACAUUUGAUUUUAACAGCAUCAGCUGAUAGAACAGUUAUUGUUUGGGACUGCACUAGUGGCACACAAGUUCAGAAAGUGUCAUGUUUCCAUUCUACUGUAAAGUGUUUGACAGUUCUUCAAAGACUGGAUGUAUGGUUGUCUGGAGGGAAUGAUGUAUGUGUUUGGAACCGAAAAUUAGAUCUCUUGUGUAAGACCAGUCAUCUUACUGAUGCAGGUAUCAGUGCUCUGGUUGAACUGCCUAAAAAUUGUGUUGCUGCAGCUGUUGGUAAAGAGCUAAUAAUUUUUAGGUUGACUGCUUCUAAUGAUGGGUCAGAAGGUUGGAAUAUCGUUGAAGUAAAACGCCUUGUUGACCACCAGGAUAACAUUUUGUCAUUAGUCAGUGUCAAUGUUUUUUUUCUCCUUUUAGAUGUGACUUUUGUGACAGGUUCUCAUGUGGGCGAGUUAAUAGUUUGGGAUGCACUUGACUGGACAAAACAGGCAUCUGAGUGCAACUUCUGGGAUUCCUCUGUCCAUCCAGAUGUACAACCAGAAAUAAAGUUAUCCCAAAGCCCAAAUGAAACUUCAGUUCAACACUUAACAUCUGAUGAGGAGUGUGUGUUUGCUGCUGUUGGAAAAGGCAUAUAUGUAUAUAAUCUUCAAAUGAAGCGUGUGAUUGCCUGCCAGAGAACUGCUCAUGACUCCUCUGUACUGCACAUUGAGAAGCUUCCAAACAGGCAGGUGAUCUCCUGUUCAGAAGAUGGUAGUGUGCGCAUUUGGGAGCUCCGGGAGAAGCAGCAGCUGACAGCUGAACCAGCUUCAACAGGUUUUUUCAACAUGUGGGGAUUUGGAAGGGCAAGCAAACAGGCAAACCAAGCUGCUAAGAAGAUGCAGGAGAAUACACUUAUGUAUUUCUUGGAACUGGUUGGUGAUUUGAUUGGUCAUUCAUCAGCUGUGCAGAUGUUCCUGUACUUUGGUGAACUGGGACUGGCUACGUGCUCUGCUGACCACCUCAUUAUUUUGUGGAAGGAUGGAGAACGAGAGUCUAGACUCCGCAGUUUAACGCUGUUUCAGAAAUUGGCGCAAAAUGGUAAACUUCACUUGCUGGUGGCUCAGAUUUAUGUCUUUAAAAAAACCCAAAACCAAAGCCAAAAGAAACAGUCCUCAAAUAGAACUUUUGCAUGUGCGGUUACUAUCCUCCACCAAGGUUAAGACCAGGAAAGAAAGGUAGGUAAUGCCAGUUUGUCAGGUUUUAAUUUUUGGCAAAGCAAGUUAUAUAGGUAGUCUUCCUCUCUAGCAGCUGCAGUUUUGCUGUGGGUUAACCUACACUGUUGGAGUUCAUACAGAACCAUUACCAUGUCUAGUAUGAAGUGUGGUUGUUUUAACUUAGUCUUCCCAUAGUACAUUCAUCAAAUUAAUUUGUAUUUCACAAAAAGCACUGGCCUUACCAUAGAUUUUUCAGAAUGUAAAAUAGAAAAUGCUCCUGCCAGGUGAAUAUUAAAUUCUCAGCUGAAGCUUGACUGCAGAGAAACGUGCACCAAGUAUUUCAGAUUUUUAAAAUAAAGCCUCUAAGCACACAAAAAACCCCAAACCAAAGCAACAAAACCUCAAAAGUGAAAAGGCACAAAGUUAAAAACCCAGAACUGAUGGAAAGAAGGUGAGAGGGUGGAUGAGAUAAUGAGUGGUUAGUUACAUUUUGAACAGGAAAGAGCUAGAGAAGGGGAAGUUUGGGAACUUGGUGGUUGUAAAGCCAUGUAGAAGGUGCUGCUGUCCUCAUGCCUUCUCAGAAGAUUUAAGCACUUAAACAGUUUAGGGGUAAGUCUCAUGCAACUUUUCAGUGCCAUCUCUUCCCUUUGAAUCAAUGAGCACUGUUUUCAGUACAGGAGACUACAGGGUUGAUUUAAGAUCCAGUGGCUUCAGUAAAUGCAAUUAAAACAAAGUGCUAAGCAAAAUCUGACAAGAGCAAAAGUGAAAGAAACUAGAGUGGCUUUUAGACCUGCUUCCCCAAGCCCCUGUGCACACUUGCCUUCCCUUUACUACCCAGAAGGCAAGCUUUGCCUCUUGAUUCUGGUCAUAAUCUUUCCUGGAAGGCAGGGCAGAGUGACAGUAAAAUUUUGAGCUGAAGUUUUUGCCCUGUUUAGUUAACUUGUAACUAAUCUACUUGAGUGUAGAUCUCAAGAUUAUGUAUUUCAAACGCAAAACACAUGUAGAAAUCAUUAAGUUACCCUCUCCUUUCAAUUCAUGAAGCAUAAUUGAGGGCUAAAUUUUGAACUUCAUGCUCUUUGCUCUUAAAGAAUAGCUCUUGGCUAUUCUUUAGGCCAGCAUUGGAACUGUGUUUGGAUUACAUCUGAUAACAUGCCUUUGGGUAUAUGGUAUUAAACUUGAAGGAGGAAGGCACGUUAAGCCUUUUUUGCCUUUUGGUCUGCAUUGUUUUAGCAUGUUUUCAUCAGAAAGUGUUGCAUUUUUCACUAUCUCAGUACAAGAUGGGGAGAUCAGUUUCUCUUUGGUUCUUUUUUCCUUGUUUCAAUUCAAAAAUAACUGUUUAAUUUGGUAUAAAGUGUGUGUGUUCACAAAUUGUUACUAAAACUUUACAAUGAAAGCUCAUAAAGCUGAUUUUUUUUUUUCUUGGAGAGGCUGCUGCUAUCAUCAAUUAUAACUAGACAGAAGGAACAUCAUCCUUUUAUUAUCUCUUCCUAUACCAUGAGAAUAACCAUUUAACUUUUAUGUGACUCCUUUUAAGUGAAUACCUGUUAGAGGAGCAGACCUAUUUAACUGAACAGUUCUAGUCACAAAACCCACUGUGCAUUUUACAGGGAUGUAAUUCAGCCUUAUAGUCCUACAUGCAUGUAUAAAUAUUUAUAUCUAUCAAAAGGGCCCUUGCUCUCAGAUACACUCCAGUGUAACAGAGCUCCCCAGAGUCUCUUGCUUUGAAGAUUGUUCCAUUGAAAGUAUUAAUUUGAGUUCUUUGUUUUACAAAUAAACUUUGAAUGUUGGCAGUGAACACAAUAAGGCUGUAGUAGCCCACUCCUGUUAAGUGUUUGUCACUUGCUGUUGGGAAGGGCAGUGAGCAGAAUUAGGAUGACCAGGUUAGAAGUCUUCUGCCUCACAGCCUUUUAAAUUUCUUUGUCUGCUUUUCAGUAAUGUAGAAUUCUGUAUGUUCACAUCACAAAAGUGAAUAUCUUUGUCAGACCUACCCUUAGUACUUAUACAACUCUGAGGUGGCUGUUUCAUGUAUGUGCACUGACAAUUGCUCUUAAAGAGGACAUACCUCCACACAAAUUACAUUUUUGCUUUGUCUCUGACUGUGGGAAGAAACUUAACAUUUUAAAACAAACAUACUGAUUCCACAUUAACGCCUUCACUCGUGAAACAGAACUGAGGCUGAACUUUAUUUCUUAGGUUCCUUUCACCAAUCACAUUUCUUUGUGACAAAACUGAUGAAUUGAAGUGUUUUACACGAUUGGAGUCUUACAGUGUUGCUGCAUUUAACAAAUUAAGACAACAGCAUUUUGAAUCUUGUGAAAUUCUUUUCUCCAACAUGAGCUACAGUGAGCAUUCAGUCAUCAGAAUAGUUAAGGUACGACCACCAAGAGCACUAGUUCUACAUACGGCAAUGAUAAAAGGCAAACCGUUGGUAGCACAAAGAACAGAGGUUCCAUUUAUCUGAACAAAAACCCAUUGAGGAAUGUUGUGAUAGAUAAAAACAAUGAAUAAACAUACUUCACCAGAAACACCAUUCUUCAACUAUACACAAUGCAGCAUUUUAAUACACAGCAACCUGCCUUAGCUAUGACAAAAGUAAGGUUGUAUUACAAUUCUAACAAAAAUAUAGCUUAUAUACAUUUCUCUGCACAUACAUUUUAUGAAUGUAUCUUUUUGUUUCAGAACUUGGUACAAAACAUACAAAACAGGUUGGCACAUUAUGUAAGCUACCUGCAGUAGGCAACAAUCAUUGUCACUUUCACAGUAAUCUAAACUCAGUUUGUGUCGUUUGGUUUUUUUUUCCCUUUACCAGGUUCAAUUACUGAUACAUCAUAGGUAAAGAGCAUGUCCCAAGGCCUCCCCUUUUAGUGACUACUGGACUGUUUCAAUUGCAGGCAAGAGCGUCAAAGAGCUUUGACACUCUUGCCUGCAGCCUGCAGUGCACAGUGUUAAAAAUCAGCAGUUCUGCAAAUACUUAUUAACUGAAUAGUCUGAGAAUAGUCUAAAAUUUGAACUCAUGUUCAUGUUCUGCAUGUGAUUAAAGUGAGAUGUACAAAAAUAUGAAUUUGUGCUUUGUAAGCUGUAGCAUAAAUUUUGUAUAUGAAGACUAAUGAAAAACUAUGUUUGAUUUCUAAUUUAUUUACAUAUUUGAAAAUACUUUUAUACAUCACAAAGCAAACCAGCACUUUAUCAGGAGAGAAAAAGCAGUACAAAUUAUUAUGCUGUUACAAAUUAUAACCUGAAACUUUUUUUUUUUAAAGCCACAGGUUAGUCAUAGGAGUAAGUAGCACAAUAUGUGGGUUUAUAAUAAGAUUUAGGUCAUUUUAAUAAAAUUGAUGACCAUGUGUACAAACACCACUUUAUAAAAAAGGAUGUUGAUCAAAUGCCUCAAUAGUUUUUGUGUAAAAUUUGAUUAAAUAUUACAUGUUAGGAUCUAAGAUAGCAGAGAAUCAUGUGGCUGACAUGAAUUUCACAGAACAUUCUUAUUUUCCUCAUUGUGUGACUGAUUUUAAGGCAAAUCCUACUAAGAUUUUACAUUGAAAAGAGGGAGGAGGUGGUGCUCUGAGAGAGACUCUCUGUAAUACAUUGUUUUAAAUGUUAUGGGGCUUUUUACUGUAUCCAAUUAAUCCAGGUUUACUUAUUCUACUGAGCAUAUUCUCUUUAGGACUAUGAUUCAUUCAGAGGGUGAAGAACAUUGCUAGGACUGGAGCAGUUUUAUGGUAGAUAAGGGGGAAGUGUUUAUGCAUAUUUGUCAACUAAUUCUUACUCUACUGGUGACUAGAUUACCUCUCUGUGUGAGAGGAAGUUGUGUGAAGUGUUAGUGAAUACAGUUGCAUCAGCUACAAGAUUUGGCAAAUACAUAUUUGGUAUUAGAAAUUAGUUUCAGGAGUACGCUUUCUGCCACAAUGUUAUUUCUGAAUCUAUGAAUUAUGUACCCUCUUGGAAAACAUUUUUCUGUAGGAUUCAGAGGAGCUUCAAAGUGAUGAAUAAAAUAUUUUCUUCUUGUCA